This is a messenger RNA of Phacochoerus africanus (Common warthog), 2933 nucleotides long. It is a transcript of the gene ZCCHC18, whose product is annotated as zinc finger CCHC-type containing 18. The coding region runs from base 1246 to 2469 and encodes 407 amino acids. The record is from RefSeq and is a predicted model, not a curated record. Gene Ontology annotation, cellular component: nucleus. NCBI's taxonomy places the organism in Eukaryota, Metazoa, Chordata, Mammalia, Artiodactyla, Suidae. The transcript has 2 exons.
GAGCGGCUGCUGCUGCCGUGGGAACCGCGCUGCCUCGACUCUGCUACCCCUGGCUGGGCCGCCGGGCGAAGCGGCUCCUGGUGGCUCCUGGUCGCUUAGCGCAAUCCUUCCUGCAGGGCCACGGAGACCGGAAGGCGGCAUCCGCAGCUCUCCACGCCGGAGCAACCGCUGUCCACCAGCCGAGCGCUGGUAAAGAAAGGGACCGCGAUCGCCCGGCCAGGAGGAGGAGGAAAAAUCACCACCGGGUCUGAGUGACUCACCCCCCGGGGAAUCGAGGUCUGCGGGGCUGGGGAAAGAGCACCUCCGCGGCCCUACUGCGCUGAGGCAGGAGGUGGGUUCCGCUGGAUGCUGGCGAAUAGGCCACGAAAAGCUGAAUCCGAACUUGAAUUCUGAUUGCAGAGCUGGUAAGCCAAUGAUUUGGAUGGGGGUAACAGGGUGGGUCAAUUUGGCUUGUAUUUACAAGGUGGGAGAGGGAAUUUUCCAUCUGGCUACAGCAGAGGAGGGAGAGAGAGAGCAGGAUGAGUGAUGAGGAUGCUUCUGACCCUUCCCUGCCCUGCCCUGCUUUCCGCGAUGGCGUUGAAGACUGGGAUCUGCAACCUCACGUGCCCUGACAUCGACCUAUCCCGGAAUCGAGCUUUCUCACCUAGGCACUUGUUGCAGAUGCUGAACGUGAAAUAAGGGCGUGCACUUGUUUCCGAGCUCAUAUAAAAAUCUGAGAAAUAACGGAGAAAACUUGGCGAAGGGGGUGUGGUUGAGACCCGAGACCAUGAGUUUAAUGGAGAUCUUAUUUGCCAUCACACAUCUGAGACUUAGUCCUUUGCACUCUGUUUUGAGAGCCCAAUAUCGGUUCCACGCACUGCCUAUUUCCUCUAGAACUCUAAGCCGCAGUUGCUCCCCCUCCUGGAAGAUUGGUUGGGCAGGGGGGAGGGGGGGAUGGUUGUAGUUCUGAAAAGCAGCCUUCUAGCCUGGGAACACCCACUAGCUCCUGAAGGCUGUAAUUGCCAGAUUCCUGCAGGAUAUUUUCAGGGCAGUAGGCAAAUGGAAAAUGUAUGGCAAGGUGUUUAGAAAGUUGAAGAAAAUGACUGUAGGCUUCUUCCUUGCCUUUACUGACUCCCCCCCCCUUUUCUUUACAGUCCCUACUGAUAUACAAGGAAGGCAGGCAGAGCCCCUCAACGUCACUUUGGGGAUUUCGUUCGCAGAUUCAGCUUUUCCAAAAAGCCCGAGCCUUGCGUUAUAUUCAGAUAGAUGAUCUUCUUGGGCAUGGCUAGCAUAAUUGCACGUGUGGGUAACAGCGGGCAGCAGAGUACACCCUUGCCACCUUGGGCCCAUUCCAUCUUGAGGUCCUUGGGGAGGAGUCUUGGUCCUUUAAGGGUCAAUAUGGUGGAAAGAAACAUGAAGUUGUUCUUGGGAAGGGCGGUGCCAUCCCAAGGGGAAGAAACCUUUGAAAACUGGCUGAUCCAAGUCAAUGGGAUCCUGCCAGAUUGGAAUAUGUCUGAGGAGGAAAAGCUCAAGCGCUUGAUGAAAACCCUGAGGGGCCCCGCGAGGGAGGUCAUGCGUUUGCUGCAGGCAGCCACCCCUAACCUAAGUGUGGCAGAUUUCUUGCGUGCCAUGAAACUGGUGUUUGGGGAUUCUGAAAGCAGUGUCACUGCCCAUGGUAAAUUCUUUAACACUUUGCAGGCACAAGGGGAGAAAGCCUCCCUUUAUGUGAUCCGUUUAGAAGUGCAGCUCCAGAAUGCUAUUCAGGCAGGGAUCAUAGCUGAGAAACACACAAACCAGACUCGCCUGCACCAGUUCCUUUUAGGGGCUGGACUGCAUGGGGACCUGCACUUCAGGCUGAAGCUUCUUCUCAGGAUGUAUGCACAUGAUCCGGAGCGUCUUCCCAACUUCCUGGAGUUAAUCAAGAUGAUAAGGGAGACAGAAGACUGGGAUGACACUUUUAUGAAACGGAAGCGUUUCAAAAGAUCUGAGCUAAUCACGGAGAGGGCAGCGAGCCCCAUGGCAUUUCAGGGCCCCCAGCUAACAGCCAUCAGCAGUGCUGAUUGCAGCGUGAUAGAGAUAGAUGAUACUCGGGAUGACUUGGAUGAGGAUGUGAUCCUGGUGGAGCCUCAGAACCCUCCACUUACAUACACAGGUGCUCCUCCCCACAGAAUGAGAGCCAGACUGCAGGACCAAAUACUGGCCAUUGAGUCCCCAAACAGUUCCCAGGCUCAGUGGCCUUCUACCAGUAGUGGUUCUGCACAUAAGAAUGAUAGUCCUGGGGAUAUCCGUAGAGCCAGGAAGAGAAAAUAUACAGUCUGCUGUUCCUAUUGUAGUGAGGAGGGCCAUUCAAAGGAAACCUGUGACAAUGAGUGCAACAAGGCCCAGGUAUUUGAGAAUCUGAUCAUCACCCUGCAGGAGCUGACACCUGCAGAGGAGGAGAGGUCAAAAGAGGUCCCUGGUGAACACAACGACCUCUUUGAGCCACAGUAAGGUGCUAGACCCAGCCCUGAGUGAACCCUUAACUGUAUUCAAAGAGUGAUGACAGGAAAAACAGGGGUGGGGUGGAGGAAGCGUCUAUAGGCAUAAAUUAAUACACAAAGUGGCUUUCUUUUGGGAAGAACAACAACAUUGAUAGGAGGGCCUAAUCUCUGUCUCUGCUCCUUCCUCCAUCUGCCUGAGGGUCUGUUCUCCAUGCGUGUGUCUAUUUCCUUGAGGACUUUAUUCUUUCUAGGAAAGGAGAAUAACUUAUUGUUAAACCUUCAAAAAAUGAAAGAAGAUACAAAAGCUAAAGUACAAAUGACCUGAAACGCUUCACUCUUGUCAUUCUUUGGAUGAACAUCCUAGCAAUUUCCCUAUUCCUUUGUACCGAGAUAGAUAUACGUGUAGAUAAAACUGAUCAAUGUAAAUGCUGUUCUAUACUGUGUAUCUUUUCAUCUAAUAAUAUAUGCUGUGGA